Molecule: messenger RNA, 2873 nt
Organism: Lytechinus pictus (painted urchin)
Lineage: Eukaryota; Metazoa; Echinodermata; Echinoidea; Temnopleuroida; Toxopneustidae
Product: calmodulin
Exons: 6
Coding region: 1587-2036 (149 amino acids)
Molecular function (GO): calcium ion binding; enzyme regulator activity
Source: RefSeq, a predicted model, not a curated record
AAUGUCACUCUCGCUUUUUCUUCUCGCCACUCAACUUGCGUCCACCGUGGAGAAAAUGGCGUCGCUGCAUAUGCGAUAUGCAUUCGUCGAUACCUGACUUUUUCUUGGAUUACGACAAUCGAGUAGACACAUUGCUUUUCUCUCUUUGCAUGGGUUUUAUGCGCAUUGCGGCAAAACGAAGGGCUACGUCAGCGAGUGCAUUGUGGGAUAGGAUUGCAGUGAAGUAAUGUCGCAUUGCAGUUGAUCUAUGGACCAAUCAGAGAUGCAUAUCUGUUGCCUUUCCCGCCUCAAAUGCCGCCAGCAAAGAUUCAUCUUUUGCUAACUAAAAUGGAAAAUUGUAUUUGAUCUUUAACAGUAGGAAAUAUAUUCUCAACCCGGUAAAUCGACGAGCAAUAAUGACGAAUGCAACGACGAUAAAUUUAGUAGGUACGAAAACAAUAACCGAUUCGUUCAUAAACACUAAUGGACAUAUUGACAGCAUCCCGUAAUAUCGAAUGCUUUAUUUGAAAUAAAGCAGUACACCCUGAUGUAACCCUAAACGGGUGUGCUCUGUAUUAAUAAUGUCUCAAGAAAUUUGAUUUUCCAUUUUCCAUUUUUCUUUCGUUUCUUUUAACAAGUUAGGCUGAACAGUUAACUUUGUUGUAUCGGGUAAAGUAACUAUAGAUCUCCCAUGAGUUAACUUAAAAAAAAAAAAAAAAAAUCUGUUCCUCAGCUCAUUAGAUAUUUUAUAGAUAUCAAUGCCUCAAAGAGUGAGAAGUUUCACUGAAACUUCUCACUCUUUGAGUGCAUUUGCAGGAAGCUUAUUGAUUUUUCAGAAUCAAACUUCACCAUAAAGAAUGCUAAAUGCUCCAAAUAUUUCUGCACGACCCAAUAAUUUUCACACGAGGAGAGUUCAUGAAUUGAUUUUUGUAAUAUCUUCAUGGUAUGCAUGUUAUGAACAUUCAUUAUAUCGAACAAAAUUUUUUAAACUCAAUUGAUACUUUCCAUGAUGACUCUUCUGGAAAAUGACUCUUCACUUCCAAAAGGUUACUCCUAGAUGAAUAAAUCUACGUCAAAGGAAGGAAAUACAUAAAUUCUAGAGGCAUGUUCCUUCUCACAUAAAGUUUAAUGCAUUUCAAGCAAACGCUUUGUUUUUCGUUGGUUUUUAUUUUCAUUAACUUCGUUUAACUCCACGCAGACCUUUUUUUUCUGAAGCAUAUUUGUCGAUGAUUUGAUUUUGCCUAUAAAAUCUGUUAACAACACGGCUACAUUCUUCUCUCUCGGAGAGCUCACACUUGCCCGCUUCCAGCCUUGCCUGAUAAAACUCCAUGAUCACGGCGAGAGAUUAGAUUGUGAAUUAUUUAUGAGUCUCAUUUGCAUAGGAUAACUGAAUAUAUAAGAAGGCAAGCGCUGCUUAUGGGUAUCUUCCGAGUAUCUUUCGCCGCGUGCGCUAUAUUGGACAUACAACGGGUGUUGCUCACUUACGUGGAACCAUUACGACUAGGUUAUUCUUCCUCUUUUCAUCUCCUCUCAACAUCCUCGCUUGCAGCUGUUAGCAGCAACACAUCACUCCUUAUAGUAAUCAACCAUCUACAACAAUUGACAAAAUGGCAGAUCAACUCACAGAAGAACAGAUUGCUGAGUUCAAGGAGGCCUUCUCCUUGUUUGACAAGGAUGGUGAUGGUACGAUCACGACCAAGGAGUUGGGUACCGUCAUGAGAUCACUUGGUCAGAACCCUACAGAGGCUGAACUACAGGACAUGAUCAACGAGGUCGAUGCUGAUGGUAACGGAACGAUCGACUUCCCAGAAUUCCUUACGAUGAUGGCGAGGAAGAUGAAGGAGACUGAUAGUGAGGAGGAGAUCAGAGAAGCAUUCAGGGUCUUCGACAAGGAUGGCAACGGUUAUAUCAGUGCUGCAGAAUUACGUCAUGUGAUGACGAAUCUUGGUGAGAAGUUAACAGACGAAGAGGUCGAUGAGAUGAUCAGGGAAGCCGACAUCGACGGUGACGGACAAGUUAAUUAUGAAGAAUUCGUCACCAUGAUGACUUCAAAGUGAGGUUGGUCAGAUACGACGUCACUUCCGGCCGUUUGUCAACCAGCACCAGCCGUGACAUCGGUGUUGCCAUUUUGCGGAGGGCUUUCAUAUUUGACGGACAAACAAUUCCCGAAUUCUAUUGCACUUUUAAUGUCAGAAGAAACCACAAAUUACCAAGAAAACUAUCGCAAAACCUCCAUGGUUUUUCGCGCUGUAUUUUCGUGAGAUUUCAUCUAUCAAAGUCACGGAGCUGGAUCUUGAGUGUGAGCAGCGCCGAGUGCACACACGUUGGCCCGAAGCAGAAUCUGUAUAUAGACGAUCGACCGCGUUCACAUCCUCGUGAUUAUAUAAAGUGGCAGAGAUGUAUUAUACAAUGAGGACUUAUGUACAUUACAGUAUCACAUCGUGCGUUCCAGUUGUUGUUGUUGUUUUUUUCAAAGGAAUUUAAUUAUGUUGAUGAUAUCCACCAAAAUAAAAGACUUUAUUGAUUCGAUGAAAUUGAAAUACAAAGACAAACGACUACGUCCCAGAAUUGAUUAUUGAUCAAAUUUUUACUGAUUUUCACAUAAUAUUAUAUUUGUAACCCUAUGUAGCAAACAGUUAUUUUACGAGCAAGUGAACAAUGGUGUAUAUCCCAGUCAUUUGGAAACAGACUAGGCCUUACUACAAAUGCUGACAGUAAACCAGGGUGCAAAUUCUUCAGCUGAACCGAUUCAUUGCAAAAGUUACGGAGGGAAAUCAUGUCAUUUAGACUAUAAUGUGCACCUCACAAUUAUACUCAUGACUAUUUACUCAUUCCAUGUGUUUAGCGAGAAAAAAAGUCAUCAGUUUUGGAAUAAAAAAAGGAAUGUUUGAAAA